Molecule: messenger RNA, 3270 nt
Organism: Dioscorea cayenensis subsp. rotundata (Guinea yam)
Lineage: Eukaryota; Viridiplantae; Streptophyta; Magnoliopsida; Dioscoreales; Dioscoreaceae
Exons: 5
Coding region: 1-3270 (1089 amino acids)
Source: RefSeq, a predicted model, not a curated record
AUGAUUUGCCUUACGGAGACUAGGGCCAAUGAUGAUCGGGUUAAUCGGUUUUGUCGGUGUCUUCCUGUUUCGUGGGACUGGUCUGCUAUUCUUGCCGAUGGUUUUUCAGGGGGCAUUCUAGUUGCUUGGCGGAAGGUUAUUGGUAGGGUUUCUCCGAUUGCUAUUUCUCGGAGAGCACUUCACAUGAUCAUUUCUCCGAAUCAAUUUGGUAACUGUAUCAUUUCGGUUAUUUAUAACUCAGUGCACUUUCAUUCUCAAUGUUCUUUGUGGAAUGAGCUUUCUAGGUUCUCUUCCAUUGGAAUCCCUUGGCUUGUUAUUGGAGAUUUUAACACUAUUUGUUCUAGUGAUGAGCAUAGGGGUGGUUCUUUUUAUUAUUAUGCUCGCAAGGCUCGUUAUUUCGUUAACUUUAUUGAGAGUACUAACCUUCUGGAUUUGCAGUUUAUUGGUCCUAGAUUCACUUGGUGUAAUAAGAAAGCUGGUACUGCUCGACGCUGGGCUCGGUUGGAUAGAGGGUUGAUCAAUUUAGAGUGGUCUUCUCGUUGUCGCUCAACCAGAUUUCAGCACCUCCCGAAGGUUUUUUCCGAUCAUGCUCCCCUUUUGGUGACUGUUAAUCUUUCUAAUAGUCAUAUUCGUAGUCCCUUUCGCUUUAAUAAUUAUUGGUUGGAUUAUGUUGGUUGUCAUAGUGUUGUUCGCAGGGCUUGGGCUUUCUCCCCUAAUGGUACCCCUAUGCAUGCUUUUACUCACUUGCUUUUUAGAUUGCGUGCUAAUAUUCUUAAUUGGUGUAAAGAGGGUUUGACUAAUCUUGAUAUGGAUAUUAAGAAUACUGAAUCCAUUAUUUCUUCUCUAGAAAUGUUUGUUGCCUUUGAUGAUGGUACGCAGGGUCUUCUAGAGGAGAUGUAUGCCAAAUAUGCAAUGUUGGAAAAGCAAAACACCAACAAAUGGGCCCAGCGUGCACACUUGGCCUGGGUUUGCGACGGGGACACCAAUUCUAAAUUUUUCCAUAAUGCUACUCGUAUUCGCAGGCACAUCAACCAGAUCACUCAGGUAAAGGAUGUUGGUGGUAAUUUAUUUACUGAGAGGUCGGGUAUUGAGAAUGCUUUUUUGAAUUUUUAUUCUCGAUUGUGGACUGGUUCAACUACUGAUUCCUUUGCUGAUAUUAUGAGUGAUAUCCCUAAUGAUCUUCCACAGCUCUCGGAUAUGGAUUGUGAUUUCCUCAUUCGUGAGGUUACCCGUGAGGAAGUUAGAUUGUCUGUUUUUGAGCUUCCUUUGGGUAAAUGUCCUGGUCCGGAUGCCUUUAAUGCUGAGUUUUAUCGUUUUUUCUGGGCUGAUAUUGAAGAUAGUUUGUUUGAGGCUGUUAAUUUUUUCUUCACCAAUUCUAUUAUGCCUAAUUCUUGGGGGAAAUCCUAUAUAGCCCUGAUUCCCAAGAAAGACAGUCCUAUGUCUGUUACUGAUUACAGACCAAUAUCUCUGUGCAAUGUGUGUUUUAAGAUUAUUUCUAAAAUCUUGGCCAAUCGUUUGAAGCUUGUUCUCCCUAAUCUUAUUGGUUUUGAUAUGCGGCUUCGCAGUAAUUUUAAUCAUCUUAUGUUUGCUGAUGAUUUAGUCAUUAUUACCCAAAUGUCACGUAAGGCAGCUAGAUCUAUCAAGAUUUGUCUAGACUUUUAUGGCAAAAUUUCUGGACAGGUCGCUAAUGUUUCUAAAUCUGCUAUCUAUUAUCCAACCUGGGCUAGUAAGCGGGUGGCUAGUCGUAUUUGUUCUAUCCUUAACUUCUCGGCUGCUACUUUUCCAUUUAGAUAUCUAGGGAUUCUUAUCUCUCCCAAGCGCUUGGCUAAAUCCACUUUUGCUGCUCUUAUUGAUAACAUUAAAAACCGCUGCUCUCGGUGGGUUCACUCUAAAUUGUCACCUGCAGCCAAGACAGUGCUCAUCAAUACCUCACUUCUGUCCCUUCCUAUCUACUAUAUGUCUGUUUAUCCGAUAUAUGACUCUAUCCUAUUGGAGAUCCAUAGGAUUGUUAGGAGGUUCUUUUGGAGUAAGAGUAGCAAUGGAAAGGGCAUCCAUGUUGUUGCUUGGAAUGAUCUUACUAUUUCUAAGACUGAGGGGGGUCUUGCAAUCAGAAAUCUUACUCUUGCUAAGCAUUCCUUGAUGGCUAAAAAUGUUUUUAAGGACUCCAUCCCUUCUGGUUGCUCCUGGUUCUUUAGGGGGCUCUGCUAUAUAGUCAUCAAAGUUAAUCCUAGCUUAAGAAUUAACUCUGUUAAUCCUGAUCAUACCUCUCUUUACAAUCAUCCCUGGUGCUCUGAGGUUCCUCUCUCGUUGUGUCCUACCUAUUUCAAUGUUAAUUUAAAUUUGGACUCUCUUGGAGUCUCUGAUUUUUGUAGUAAUGGGUCCUGGGAUUUAGACAAGCUUGGGCUGUUAUUUGGUGAUUGGUUGGACUGCUUUAUUCCUAAGCUGGGUGUCAUUGAUUCUAAUGGCAAUAAUCAUUGGGUUUGGUCCUCUAAAUCAGUGAAUCAAAGCACCUCAGCUAUUGUAUAUCAUUAUCUUAAUAGCUCAUCUUGUUGGAUUGAUGGUUGGCCGGGUUGGAAGAGGAUCUGGCAUUUAAAUGUGGCUCCUCGGGUCCAACAUUUCUUGUGGCUAGCUUUUAAGGGAAGAGUUAGUACUUAUGAUUAUCUUUAUUCCAUUAAUCUGAGUCCCAGGAAUUUUUGUGCCAUGUGUAAUUUAAUGCAUGAAUCAAUUGAGCAUCUCUUAUACUCAUGCAAUUUGGCUCAAGCUGUUUGGGGUCAUGUUUGCACUAAGCUUAAUAUUCCAAAUCCCUUUUCUGGGGGUUUUUGUUUUGGCGAAUGGCUCAUCUGUGAUUUACUUUCUCCAUUCGCUAAGGCAGUCAUUGCUUCUGCAACUUGGUUUUUGUGGAAGAAUAGAUGUGACAAAAUUUUCAGGAGCUUUUCUGUCUCUAGCUUGGUCAUUGUCUCCCGGGCUUUCUCCCAUGCAAGGGACUUCUCCUUUGCCCAUGCUGAUAAAUUUGGAUCCCGGUUGAUUCUUAACAAUUUUUCUUUCAGGGAUGGACUUUUCCUUUUCGUGGUCAGCCAAUGGAUUGAGGCAUCAGAGGUGCUGGUCCAGUACAUGCAAGGAGUGCUGAGGAAGCUGAUCUACAGGCGAUCAUCAUUGUUCUUUAGGUUUCUGUGGAUGCUGGUUGCAGCAGUGGAUGAAACACUCAGAUUCUGGAAUGUGUUUGGAACUGCCCAAGCUCCAAAACCUGGGAAGAAGACAGCUCUUUGCUGA